AUGCCCAAGUCUAUCGGGGACCGUUAUUGCUUUCCACCAGUUCCGGCGCAGUUUAUUCCCGGGAGAACGGGUGCUGGUCUGCUAAUAUUGAACGGCUUCACAUUUUACAUGAAGAAUCACCAAGCGCACGGGAAGAAACAGUGGUACUGCUCAUCGAGAGACGUGCACGGAUGUCGUGCUGACGUCAUCACGUACAAGGGAAUUUAUUAUCUCCCGUCACACCGUACAGGGAGUAUGGUGUUAAUAUUUAAAGAUAACAAGUAUUGGAUCAACAAUCGAUACCAGAACACUAUAAAUUGGACGUGCCGCGACAGAAAGCGUCUCGGGUGCAACAGUUGUGUACAAACGACAGUUGAGGGAAGGUACAUCAAGCACAAAGGUUUCCAUAACCACGAGGACAACUAUACGAAAUAUAAUUUUAAUGACUGAUCCAAAGCCAUGCCAGUUAUAACUUCUGUCAAAAGUUAUAGUGAAUAAUUUAUUGUGUUCGCAGCGUCAUUUGGUAAGUUUCGACCAUUUGCUGCAAACGCGAAAAAGGACUGAUUUAAUCUUAGUUUUUAGUAAGUUAAUAUUAUUAUUGUAUAUGUACAUAGCUCUCCGGGAGAUGGCGUUUGAGUCUGAGGUUAAUACCAUAUUUUUUUUAAUUUAGUUGCACAUAGUGCUACUUAAAUGAUUUUUAACAACUUUUGUACGUCGUAUAUAUAUGUAAGUGGAGGCUAGUGAGUGACUCUUACUCUGUACUUACUUCCUUAUUCUGUGAUGAAAGCAAGCGGAGCUCAGUUUAAUAUAUGUUACAUUACCUUUUUUUUAACCUUAGGGCGUUUAUAAUAUUUAGAGCCACAAUUCGCAGGUAUUUUAUUUGUUAAACCUUUAUAAAAAUAUCACUAAAUUAUGGGUACUAUUCUGUAUGUGUCCAUAAUUUUAAAGUGUAUCUGUAUAAAUCUAUUAUAUCCUUAAUAAUUGAAUAUACAGUCGUCUUCUGUUUAUUCAUAUGUACUUCAUUAGGUUUAUGAAGUGUACUUGAUACUCAUUUUAAUCUUAAAAACAAAAAAGCAAAGUCUGUAUCUAAGUGUUUUGACGGUUGAUCCAGAUUUGAUCCUUCAGUGACAUUUUAGUAGCGGUUGGCUUUAGUUUCUAUCACAAAAUUAAGUAUAUAUUUUUUCUAGAGAAAUAAUUGAUAAAGGUUCCUAAAGACUUCUAACAAAAUCUGUAUGAGUUUUUAGUAAUUAUUACUAAUUAGUUGGUGCCAAACGAUUAACACUAGGCUCUCAGCAGCGAUCUAAUAAUUUGGCUGAAAAUACCUCGUUUAGAAGUGAAACACGUGACGCAAAACGUGUGUGGACGAAAUAGCAUUUGGAUAUUGAUAGUUAAUAUGGAAGAUCGUAAAGUUCUGGUAAUAACAAAUUCAGUCAGUCUUCAAGUGUUGGCAGUUACAUUCAUACUAAUGCUAGCGGAAUUAAAAAAAAUAAUUUAACCAAAUAACCAUUGAUAUGUACUCUCGCUUACUUUUUCGCUUUCGCUACUUGAAUGUCAUGUGUUGAAGAAACAGAAUAUAAAGAUCUCUUUGUCUGUAUUUACAGAAUAAGUCAAAUUAAGGAAUUUUCUUGAACUAAUUAAUUGAAUGUAAGUUAAAUUUAGUUAAUCGACUGAAAAAAUCUUUAAAUAUGUCUAAUGUGAUUGUUGUCACAGCGUCCGUCGUUUAAAUCCUUAAAUAGUCUAAUUUCUAAUUGUCUCAGUCUAGUUUGAAGAUUGAAAUUAAAGUAAAACGUGAAAAUAUUGUAAAAAUAUUAAUUUAGCAUUUAUUAUUCCCAUAUUAAAGUUAUCUGUUACUUCUGUCCAACAAAAUACGGUGUUGUGUGUGCUCGUGGGCGACGGUAGUCAUUUACCAUCAGGUGAGCCACAUGCUCGUUUGCCCCUUGUGUUAUAAAAAAAAAUACAUAAUUUCUUUUUUUUUUAACCUGCGGAAAUGUAAGGAACUGGAAACUUUGUUAACUUAGUUUUUCCUCCCAUAAAAAAAAUUACCGUUACAGUGAGUAAUCUGCGUUACGAGGUCUCGAGUUUGAUUCUUGGUCGGGCCAGUUCACGAAACGAACUUUUCGAAACUUUAACUAAUUUUUUUAUAAUACAGUAUUCUAGUUUGAAGACAGUAUUUACUGAUAAUUUUAAAAUUAGCUUUUAAUGACGAUUUUUAUUUUGAAUUAAAUAAAAAAAUGAAUUAGUAAGAAAGAAUAAGUUUGUGAGCUCGUAUGUAGCACGAGUCUUAAGAUUGUGAAAUGGUCUUUUUCGUGAUGCUUUUCUGUUACUUCAGAUAUUUCAAACGUAGUGUGAAAGAGUAUUUAGCAGGUGUAGUGUGGCGAACCGUUGAAAGAAGAAUAUAAUCAUAGACUUUACUGUUUCAGUGUUCACUCAAGACCGUGUGGUCAAAUGUGCUAUUAUAAAAAAAUAUAAUUUGUUAAUUAUGUGUCAGUUGCUAUUUUUGUCAAUUCAUAGCAGGUUAGUGUAUAGAAAAUGUUAUACGGCCGUAUAACCUUACCAAAUUUAGAUACAACCUGGUUGCAUAUCUUCUACAUAAACUGUGUCGAAUAUAUAAUCUAGUAAUGUAAUAUUUGCUUUGAUAAACAUUUUCUAUACACUAGCCUGCUAUAAAUUGAGAAAAAUGGCAACUGAUGGUGUAUCUUUCGUUCUCUCUUUACUAAUUAUAUUUGCAUAAGAAGAAAGGAGGCAACCAUAUAAUUUACAGUUUUUAUUUUUCAUUCAUUCCUUCUAUGUAAUUCCUUGUUCUUAGGAUAAACCAAACUUUUGUACAAAAUACAUCAGUGCCAACUGUGCCAUUGGUGGGCAUUAAAUGUAAAAUCUAAUUCUGUUUCACUCUAACGCAUAACGUACUUUGACAUUACUAUCUUGAGAGGUACCUACAUAGUUUAGAUUUUGAUCGUUCAAUCGAGUCUCGUUGAUUUUGCAUUUUUUGUUUAAAUAAUGAAUAAUGAUUGAAUACUUACCCGUCAAUACUUAAUUGUAAUGUAAUUACGAUACAUUUAUGUAAUAAUUAUAUAUAAAAGAAAUAAUUUAGCAUUCCUACUCCCCUAGUCUUAGCAUUUUUACUAUUAUAAGUAUUGUUCAUAUUUUAGUAAUCUUAUGAUGUACUAAUAUACUCAUAUAUAGUUUUAGAGAGUCCAUAACGUAACUAGAAGCUUCUUAAAGCCUUAGAGAUAUUUAAUAAAAAUAUUAUAAUAAAACAUAUUCUAGAAACUACCUAAUUUGCCAAAUUAAAAUUAAAAUAUCCUGUAAUCGUGCCGAAAUAUUCUUAGCCAAUUUAUACUGUAAAGAAAAAAUAACAAGUUAAGCGAUAUAGUUUAAAUAUAUAAAAAAUAUUAAUACAAUUAAAAUUACGUAUCAAUUAAUAAUAUCAGAUAAUUUUUAUAUACUUGUAAUUUUUAAAGGGUUAAUAAUUUAUAAAAAAAAAAAUAAUGAUGUAAUUAAAUUGUAUUUUUAACGUGAAGGUCAAAAAUAAGUACCUACAUAAGUAUGUAUAUAAUAUUAGUUUCGGUUCCUUUUUUUCAUUUGUUAUUUUAUUCGUAAAAUUAAUUACAUAAAUUAUUUCGUUUAUUUUAAAUUUAAAAAGAAUAUCGUGGAUAAAAUUUUUCAUAUUUUUUUUAUAAAAAAAAUGUCAAAUGGUGCUGCAACGAUGUCAUCGGUACUUUAUAAGCAAUAUUAAAAAAUAUGGAAUACAUUUUGAUAGAUUCUAUCAUAAAAUACCAAUUAUUACUGGGAAGGUACGAAUUUCACUUGUUUGUUUUUUAUGCAUUGUGACAAUAGUCUUAAAUACUAUUUUAAUGAAUCAAUUCCACCUAGUGGCAAAUAUAAGUACUAGGAACUAGUUGUGAUGGACGCCCAUGAUGUCCGUUGAUCGGCGUUUUAGAUCUAAAAAAUCGCAUUAUGCGCUUGAUAUAAUCUACAUUCUUACAUUUUCAUUAAAAACAGCUAUUACAACUAAUUCAUAUUUGCAGUCUUUUGUCAACUUAUUAUUAUAUUUUAAUUAUUUAUAUCUGCUUUUUAACCUAUUGAACUUAUACUAACUGUAGAGAGUUCAAUUUUACUUAUGAGGGGUCGGGUUUUUUAAAUAAAUCGACUAGUGUCACUUUUUUUAGAAGGUUGAAAAAUACUACUUACAUUAUUAUUAGCAAGCAGUGUUUUUCAACCAAUUGCAUAAAAAUAUUAUGAAAUUUGUGGUAUAUUAAAAUUUUUUUUUAUUUUUAUUUUGUAAAUUAUUAUAGGUUUAUGUUUUUAUAUUUCUUUUUUAAUUUACAAAUUAAGACUAAACACUAGUGAACCUUACGCUUCGUGUCAUUAUAUACUGCUAGUAGUCUCAUUAGUGUUGGCCUUAUAAAAAUUUGUACAUUUGUUUUUUAAUUUUAUAUUUUGUUGCACUUGUGGACUUAUUUCAAUAGGCACACAUUACAGAGAAUUAACAAUCGUUUUUACAAAAUUAUUGUUGCAAAAAAGUAACUUAUUUGCAGAAUUACGUAUAUUAUUAUAUUAUAUAUAUUUCUAAUAAUAAUAAUUGACAAAAAUGAUUAAUAUAUAUAUAUAUAUAUAUAUAUAUAUAUAUAU
Molecule: messenger RNA, 4611 nt
Organism: Galleria mellonella (greater wax moth)
Lineage: Eukaryota; Metazoa; Arthropoda; Insecta; Lepidoptera; Pyralidae
Exons: 3
Coding region: 1-429 (142 amino acids)
Source: RefSeq, a predicted model, not a curated record